Molecule: messenger RNA, 1194 nt
Organism: Kogia breviceps (pygmy sperm whale)
Lineage: Eukaryota; Metazoa; Chordata; Mammalia; Artiodactyla; Physeteridae
Gene: F2RL1
Product: F2R like trypsin receptor 1
Biological process (GO): blood coagulation; thrombin-activated receptor signaling pathway; positive regulation of Rho protein signal transduction
Cellular component (GO): plasma membrane
Molecular function (GO): thrombin-activated receptor activity
Source: RefSeq, a predicted model, not a curated record
AUGCGAAGCCUGAGCUCUGCGUGGCUGCUGGGGGGCGUCAUCCUGCUGGGGACCUCUGCCUCCUGCAAUCGCACUGUCCUAGGAACCAGUAGACCCUCUAAAGGAAGAAGUCUCAUUGGUUACGUAGAUAACUCACCUCAGAUCCCUGGGAGAGGAGCAACGGUGGAAGCUGGCUUUUCUGUGGAUGAGUUUUCUGCCUCCGUCCUCACUGGAAAACUGACUACCGUCUUUCUUCCAAUUGUCUACAUGAUCGUAUUUGUAGUUGGUUUGCCAAGUAAUGGCAUGGCCCUGUGGGUUUUUCUUUUCCGAACGAAGAAGAAGCACCCUGCUGUGAUUUACAUGGCCAACCUGGCCUUGGCGGACCUCCUCUCUGUUAUCUGGUUCCCUUUGAAGAUUGCCUAUCACAUCCAUGGCAACAACUGGAUUUACGGGGAAUCUCUCUGCAAGGUACUCGUUGGCUUUUUCUACGGCAACAUGUACUGCUCCAUCCUCUUCAUGACCUGUCUCAGUGUGCAGAGAUACUGGGUCAUCGUGAACCCCAUGGUGUACCCCAUGAAGAAGGCAAGCAUUGCCAUCAGUGUCUCCCUGGGAAUAUGGCUGCUGAUUCUGCUGGUUACUAUCCCCUUAUACGUUGUGAAGCAGACCAUCUACAUUCCAGCCCUUAACAUCACGACCUGUCAUGAUGUUUUGCCAAAGGAGGUGUUGGUGGGGGACAUGUUCAAUUAUUUCCUCUCUCUGGCCAUCGGAAUCUUUCUGUUCCCAGCCUUCCUUACGGCCUUUGCCUAUGUGCUGAUGAUCCGGACCCUCCAAUCUUCCACCUUGGAUAAAAACUCAGGAAAGAAGAGGCAGAGAGCCAUCAAGCUCAUCGUCACUGUCCUGGCCAUGUACCUGAUCUGCUUCACUCCUAGUAACCUUCUGCUCGUGGUACAUUACUUCCUGAUUAAAAACUGGGGCCAGAGCCACGUCUAUGCCCUGUACAUCAUAGCCCUCUGCCUUUCCACCCUCAACAGCUGCAUUGACCCCUUUGUCUAUUACUUCAUUUCACAAGACUUCAGGGAUCAUGCAAAGAAUGCUCUGCUUUGUCGGAGUGUCCGUACUGUAAAGCAGAUGCAAGUAUCCCUCACAUCAAUUAAAUUCUCUAGGAAAUCCAGCUCUUACUCUUCAAGUUCAACCAGUGUUAAAACCUCCUAUUGA